AUGAGAACUUUUCUCUCGCUAGUUUUUAUCGCCACAAUCCUACUUCUAUUUGAUUACAUUAGAAAGUAUAAUAGGAGGAAAGAACCGAUAACGAAAAAUUACGAUCUGAAAAUGAGAAUGGAAGAUACUUCAGAGAUCCAAAACUUGGUUUCUGGUGAAAAUUUGCCGGCAAGCCUGGAAGGUAAGAAAUAUCCAAGCAAGGCUCAUAAUGAAAAAGUUAAGAAGAUUUUUCAAUCAGUCAACCUAGAUCUGCCUGUUAAUAGUGCUGUUUUUAUCGCAGGCAAUGAAGUUGAGCCAAUUAAAUAUUGUGACAUCUCUCAUCCAUUUAGACAAGAAAGAUACUUUUACUAUUUGUCUGGUGUUGAUGUUCCAGGCUCAUCCAUCCUUUUCAACAUGAAAUCAAAUAAGUUAACAUUAUUCUUGCCGUUAGUUGACGAUGAUGAUGUAAUGUGGAGUGGAAUGCCAAUGGGUAUCAAUGAAGCUUUGAACACCUUUGAUGUCGAUGAAGUCCUAUAUGCUGACAAAAUUAACGAAGUCUUUGAAAAGGAAUUAACUGGAUUCAAAGUUUUCACGACCGACUUGGAUAAUAUCCAUGAUAAUUCAAUAAAGGAAAAAUUAGUUUCCGGAGAUAAGCGUUUUUUUAAGGCCUUAGAUGAGGCAAGACUAACCAAGGACUCCUAUGAGAUUGAAGUUUUAAGGCAUGCCGCUAAGAUUACAGAUAAUUGUCAUUUAGCAGUAAUAUCGGCAUUACCAAUUGAAUUAAAUGAAUAUCAAGUUCAAGCAGAAUUUGAAUACCAUGCAGGGCGUCAAAAUGCUCACGCCUUGGGAUAUGAUCCUAUUUGUUGUUCGGGCCCUGCCUGUGGAACAUUACAUUAUGUCAAGAACUCUGAAGCUUUACAUGGUAAAGUAAGUUUUUUGAUUGAUGCUGGUGCAGAAUGGAAAAACUAUACAACUGAUGUUACGAGAUGUUUCCCAAUCUCUGGGAAAUUUACUAAGGAACAUCGUGAAAUAUAUGACGCAGUCUUAGAUAUGCAAACUCAAACUAUGCAAAAUAUAAGGCCAGGUGCCAGCUGGGAUGAGUUACAUUUGCUAUCACAUAAAGUUCUUAUUAAGCACCUUUUAAAGAUCGGAAUCUUCAGGAAGGAAUUUUCAGCAGAAGAAAUUUUCAGAAGAAGGGUCACUUGUGUAUUUUAUCCUCAUGGCUUAGGCCACCUUAUGGGGCUUGAUGUUCAUGAUGUCGCCGGUAAUCCAAAUUAUGAGGAUCCUGAUCCUUAUUUCAAAUAUUUACGUUUACGCCGUACUUUGGAGGAAAAUAUGGUUCUAACUGAUGAACCUGGAUGUUAUUUUAAUGAAUUCUUGAUUAAGGAAUUACUUGAAAAAUAUCCUGAAAGAUUGGAAGUUGUUGACAGAGAUAUCCUCAAUAAAUAUAUGUAUAUUGGAGGUGUCAGAAUUGAAGAUGAUAUUCUGGUGACAAAGGCUGGAUUUGAAAACUUGACUGGAAUAACUUCAGAUCCAGAUGAAAUCGAGACAAUUGUUCAGAAAUCAUUGUCUAAGAGGCGUUCCGAUUUCCAUGUAAUUGUGUAG
Molecule: messenger RNA, 1584 nt
Organism: Naumovozyma dairenensis CBS 421
Lineage: Eukaryota; Fungi; Ascomycota; Saccharomycetes; Saccharomycetales; Saccharomycetaceae
Product: putative Xaa-Pro dipeptidase
Exons: 1
Coding region: 1-1584 (527 amino acids)
Molecular function (GO): manganese ion binding; metalloaminopeptidase activity
Source: RefSeq, a predicted model, not a curated record